Messenger RNA from Stereum hirsutum FP-91666 SS1, 1844 nucleotides. Its product is annotated as glycosyltransferase family 57 protein. The record is from RefSeq and is a predicted model, not a curated record. Gene Ontology annotation, cellular component: endoplasmic reticulum membrane. The coding region runs from base 70 to 1776 and encodes 568 amino acids. The transcript has 12 exons. NCBI's taxonomy places the organism in Eukaryota, Fungi, Basidiomycota, Agaricomycetes, Russulales, Stereaceae. Gene Ontology annotation, molecular function: dolichyl pyrophosphate Glc1Man9GlcNAc2 alpha-1,3-glucosyltransferase activity. Gene Ontology annotation, biological process: protein N-linked glycosylation.
GCCUCCGCUCAUUACCUCUGCUUUCCCCUAUUGCAACUAUUCUGGCAAGAAAAAUUCUGAGAUCCUAAAAUGCAGAGAACGGCGGCAACGUCACCCUCUACCAAUGCUGCUCCUGAGGGCGACUCUGCAGGUGAAUCUGCAGAGAAACAUGCCGCUCCCUGGUUGAGCCUGGACAUCAUACCUGCAGAGUGGGACAUACUAUUGGCGUCGACAUGUUUCAAGAUUCUUCUCUUCCCCGCCUACCAUUCAACAGACUUCGAAGUACACCGAAAUUGGCUCGCCAUAACACACUCCCUUCCGUUGUCCAAAUGGUAUUACGAUACUACAUCCGAAUGGACUUUGGACUAUCCACCAUUCUUCGCAUACUUCGAGAAGUUGCUCUCAAUCCCAGCUUCACUCAUCGACCCGCACAUCGUGGACUUGAACAACCUCAACUAUGAUUCGUGGUCCGUUGUGGCGUAUCAGAGAACGACGGUCAUCCUGACAGAGUUGGUGUUGGGUGCUGUACUUUUGAGAUUCGUUCGUGGAGCCGUUGAUCCACCUACACAACGCAUCCUGUCCGCCUCACUCUUCCUCCACCCAGGCUUUCUGAUCGUGGAUCACAUACAUUUCCAGUAUAACGGGUUCAUGUUUGGGAUAAUGCUUCUAUCUAUAUUGAUGGCACGAAACGGUCACAAACUAGCCAGCGGUUUCUUUUUCGCCGUCCUCCUCAACUUCAAGCACAUCUACAUGUACCUUGCCCCCGCAUACUUCGUCUACCUCCUCCGCGCCUACUGCAUGUCACCACAAGGCAGCAUCCUACCCACCCGCUUCAUCUCUCUCGCCAACACCGUCAUACUCGUCUUCGUCUUCUCUUUAGGUCCGUUCGUUCUUAUGGGUCAACUACCACAGUUGCUUUCGAGGCUGUUCCCGUUCACGAGGGGGUUGAACCAUGCGUAUUGGGCACCGAAUGUCUGGGCGUUGGUCACUGCGGGCGAUAGGGUUUUGUUGCAAUAUGUGAAAAGGUUCGGCGGCGAGAUUGCGGUAAACACCUCUGGAGUGGCCUCGACGUCUAGGGGCCUCGUCGGUGACACCGUCUUUGCUGUGAUACCCAACAUCAAGCCCAUCCACACGUUCGUCGCCACUGUGGCUUUCCAGAUGGUCUUCCUCGUCAAACUCUGGCGAACCCCGACCUAUAAGUCCUUCCUCACCGCACUCACACUAUGCGGCUACACUUCCUUCAUGUUCGGCUGGCACGUACACGAGAAGGCUAUAUUGCUAGUCCUUGUCCCUCUUAGCUUAUUAGCAGCGGAGAACCACCCUUUCUUCAGGACGUUCGUAAUUGCGAGCAUCGCAGGCAUAUUCUCGUUGUUCCCUUUGUUGUUCACACCAGCUGAGCAAGCGGUGGAAAUCAUCUACACCAUCCUCUGGUUCAUCGGGACCUUCGUUCCCCUCCAUCGACGGAUAUACGAAUUCCCGCGCUCCAUGCCCGGUGUCAUCCUCAACACGCUCGAAAUGGUCUACAUCGCCGGCUUCACCUUCCUCCAAAUCUUUAUCAUCUUCUUCCCCAUCCUCGCACGGACAUUCCUCUCCGGUGCCUCCUCCUCGAACAGUGCGAACAAUACGUACACUCCCGUAGCGGACGGCGGAGGAGCGGUUGCCGUGGACGUGAAGGACAUGGAUGAUGCGGCGGCGAAGUGGGAGUUCGUGCCGUUGAUGGCGACGAGUAUAUAUUGCGCGGUGGGCUUGGUGUGGGCGUAUUUGAGGCUGGCGUAUUUGUAUGUGGUGACGAUGUGAGUUUGGAGAGUCGAGAUGUUUUCGAUGUACACACUCUAUUCAGUGUUGUCUUUACGCGGUUAUUUCCU